Molecule: messenger RNA, 399 nt
Organism: Vigna radiata var. radiata (mung bean)
Lineage: Eukaryota; Viridiplantae; Streptophyta; Magnoliopsida; Fabales; Fabaceae
Product: chaperone protein DnaJ-like
Exons: 2
Coding region: 1-399 (132 amino acids)
Source: RefSeq, a predicted model, not a curated record
AUGGCGUCAAUUUCUGAUAGUCUUCCUCGAUUUCUGGAAACUAUUGAGGUGUAUAUCUCAGCUGAUAAAAUGGUUAAUGGAGAAGUUGAUUGGUACAGGAUCCUUGGUGUGCAACCCUUGGCUGAUGAAGAAACAAUUCGAAGACGAUAUAGGAAAUUGGCUCUUACUCUGCAUCCUGAUAAAAAUAAAUCUGUAGAAGAUGGCUCCAAGACCUCCCCCUCAACCAGCCGAUCGGGAUUCCUCGAGCAACAACAACUUGUUGGAAUCGGUCAUUCAAGCCCUCCAACAACAAAAUGCCACAUUAACCCAGUAGAACACUAUUGCCCUGCAGAGUCUGGAAGCCGCUCGGGUAUCAACCGAGAACACCCAGUGACAAAUGAUGGAGAUGAUGCAGAGUAG